GUUGCGCCCAGUCGUCCCGCCUGCGCCAGCCACGCGGACGCACGCGCGCGCGCUCCCGUCCCGUCUCGCACUUACCGCGCAGCCCUCGUCCGCUCUUCGCGCGGAGGGCGACCAGGAAGGAAGACGGCAGCCGAGCAGCUCCGAGCAUCUUCCAUCUUGUCCUGUUUGUCGUCCUCGUCGGCGACUUUUUGAUUCCAAGCGUUCAUCUUUUCCAUCUUUUUUUGUCGCGGAGCCUGUGAGCGUGUGUGGGGGGGGGGGGUUCUUUUUUGGUUUUUGGGGGGUUUUUUUUGUGGUUACCCCCUCCUCUUCCUCUUCCUCCUCCUCGUCGUCGUCAUCAUCAUCUGCGGAGGUGCUCAGAGCCUUCGCUCGCAGAGACGCGUGCGGUUUUGCGGGAUAUGGCCAAAUAGCAGCAGCCCGUGAUGCCGGACCAUGACAGCGACUCCCUCCUGAACAGACAGACCAAGCGAAGACGUGUGGACAUCGGCGUGAAGAGGACCGUGGGCAGCGCCGCCUCCGCCGCAGCGACAGCGACCACCGAUAGCAUUGCGCGCGCCAAAGCGGCCAUCUUUAGUGCCAUGAACUCUCUGAGCGCCCACUCUCACCACAGAUCAGACGGCGACCCCAUGGAGUGCUCUGUCGUGCAGGCGCACGGAGGGCCUGGCGUGGUUUCGGCCGGCGACGGCGAUUCCAAGUCCAACGUGCUGCGGAAGCUGCUGAAGCGGGCCAACUCGUACGAGGAUGCCAUGAUGCCCUUCCCCGGCACCACCAUUAUCUCCCAGUUGCUCAAGAACAACUUGGCUAAAAACGGCGGCGGGCCGGAAAGAGCGGACAGAGGCGACCACGGCUUCCCGGGAUCGGGGCUCUCGAAUACGAGCUCCGACGCUCCCCAGGAGGACGCCUGCAGCAACUCCUCCCAAGAGAGCUCCCCUCAGGAAUGUUUGUCGCCCUUCGGCCGGCCCCCCGGCCUGGGCGCGUUCGACAUCGAGCGUCUCAACAACGAGCACCUGCGCGCCAAGCGAGCGCGCGUGGAGAACAUCAUUCGCGGUAUGAGCCACUCCCCGAGUGUGCCGGUGCCGCCGUCUUCUCGCCACGAGCGCGACCACGACAUGGACGGCGAGCGGGAAAUGGAUCUGGAGUGCCCGCCUCCUCGGUCCCAGCACCAGGGCCCCGGCGGGCCCGGCAGCCCGCGAGCGGGUGAGGUGUGCGGAGGCGGCAGCCGGGAGAAUAAGCGCAAGCAGCGUUUGCCUCAGCAGCAACAACAGAGCUUCACCCAGCUGGUCUGUCAGAGGAAAGAGCAGAAGCAGGAGGAGCGGCGACAACUGAAGCUCCAGCUUGAGGACAUGCAGAAGCAGCUCCGACAGCUGCAGGAGAAAUUCUUCCAGAUCUACGACUCCACCGACGACUCCGAACACAACGACAUAGGAAACCUGUCCGAGGACAGCCCGGCGAGGUCCGACAACGGCGCCGACGACCGGGGCGGCGAGGACUUGCGCUCCGACAACGAGAUGCCCGACCUGGAUCCCGGCCACUUCCUGGAUCGGGCGCGGGCGUUGCUUCGAGAGCAGGCUCUCCUGGGGGACGGAGACAAGCCGACGAGACGAGAUGCGAUCGGCCGCAGCAAAGGGCAGGGAGGCCCCGGCGCCUCCGUGCACGCCGAAGGUAAACAGCUGGCGGAAACGCUGAAGCAGGAACUCAACUCGGCUAUGACGCAGGUGGUGGACACUGUCGUCAAGGUGUUCGCCAAGCCCCCGCGCCCUACGCCCCAGCAGGCAUUCCCCCCGCUUUCCUUACCCCCGGAAAGGUUCUCUUCUGCAGUCAACGGGGACAACCCAAACUUCCACACCACCAACCAGAGGCUGCAGUGCUUCGGCGACGUCAUCAUUCCCAAUCCGCUGGACUCCUUCGCCGCCGGCAUUCCCGGGAUUCCCGGUCCGGUGAAUGACCAAACCGAGGCCCUGCCCUUAGUUGUAAGGAAGACGCCCAGUGACCACCACCACCAUCACCACCACCACCACCAGUCCUCAGCUGUGGGCGCCCACGGGGGUCACCACCAUCCUUCUCUUCACCCUUCGUCACUCUCUGCCUCAAUGGGGUUCAGCCCGCCCUCCUUCAGACACCCCUUUCCCCUGCCUCUCAUGGGUUACCCCUUCCAGAGUCCCCUGGGCCCACCCACGGGCGGCUACCCGAGCAAGGAGCGCUCCUCGCCGGACUCCGUGGACCUGUCCCGGGAGACCACGAGCCUGAGGACCAAGAUGGCGUCCGGCCACCACCUGGGGCACCACCAUCGCUCGUGUUCGCCCGCACACCCUGGCAGCACGGCGGACGGACUCUCCUUGUCGCUCAUCAAAUCCGAGUGUGGCGACCUGCAGGACAUGUCUGACAUCUCGCCUUACUCGGGCAGCAAUAUACAGGAGGGUCUCUCCCCGAAUCACCUGAAGAAGGCCAAGCUCAUGUUCUUCUACACCCGCUACCCGAGCUCCAACAUGCUCAAGAUGUUCUUCUCUGACGUGAAGUUCAACCGCUGCAUCACCUCGCAGCUCAUCAAGUGGUUCAGCAACUUCCGGGAGUUCUACUACAUCCAGAUGGAGAAGUUUGCCCGGCAGGCCAUCAACGACGGCGCCGCCGGCGUGGAGGACCUGAGCGUGAGCCGCGACUGCGAGCUCUUCAGAGCCCUCAACAUGCACUACAACAAGGCCAACGACUUUGAGGUCCCCGAUCGCUUCCUGGAGGUGGCGGAGAUCACGCUGCGGGAGUUCUUCAACGCCAUCGUGGCGGGCAAAGACGUGGACCCGUCGUGGAAGAAGGCCAUCUACAAGGUGAUCUGCAAGCUGGACAGCGAGGUGCCCGACAUCUUCAAGUCGCCCAACUGCCUGCAGGAGCUUCUACACGAGUAAAGCGACUCCGCCUUCCCUUUACCACUUCAACACUAUUCUUCUUGCUUCGAUUCUGUCCCCUCUUUUUUUUUCCCUAUUUUAAUUUGUGAAUGUAUGGAAGUUCUGAAGUAGCAUUCCCGAUUUGAAGCCUCGGCGCGUGUUCCCCGAUGACCUCGCUCGGUCUUGUGUUGUUUUCCUUCGAUGAGAAUUAUGAUGACGACGAUGACGGCGAUGGUUGUUAUUACUUUUGAUUUUCCUCUUGACGAACUGAAGAUUUGAAACCCUUUUGGCUGAUUUUUGGACCGAGUGACUCUUCCUCACCCACUUUUUUUUUUUGCCUGCUGCACGAUCGACACUAACUCACAUGUGGCAAUGAAGGAAACGGGCCGGGUUGCGUACGGAUUCCGAACGCCGGUCCACUUGCGGUCCAUCCGACGAAGUGCCCCGCAAAGGGUGGGCGGUGCCCGGCCCUCCCCCCGUAGAUUGCGCGGCAUAAAGAUCGGGACUACCGAGGAGCUUGACUGGACUUAGUGGUGCGAGUCUGGACCGGUUUCAAAAAGAUCCUGUUUUGAAGUGUGUUUUCCCUGCAAGAAGGGCAUUGCGUCUAUCGGGUGUACAUUCUUCUUCUUAUUAUUCUUAUUAUUCUUAUUAUUAUGAAUAUUGUUGGGGAUUAUUUCUGUUGUGUAUGAUGAUUUUAUUAUUUGUCACCACCGCUUGCUGAAGGUUGGCAGUUGAAGUUUUGUUUGUCCCCUCGAAGAAAAAAAAAAUAAAUUAUUCCUAUUGAGAGUUUUGAAAAAGAGUUUAGAUUCUGGAAUAUUCUGCUUCUCGUGUCCAUCACUUGAAAUGUUUUCUUUUAUAUUUAGUUUCGCAGGAGCAGCAUUACGAUGUUGUUGUUAUUUUGUGUACAUUUGUAGACUUUUCUGCAUUGGACCAGUGAGACAAUGAUGGAGCAGACAUUUUCUCGUUUGCCACUUGUCUUUUUCUCGUCGACGGCCGCCUUUGAUGACCGAAAUUGCAUCGAUCGGCUUUUCUGUCGGCUACCGUACGCAAGCGACCUUUGUGUCUUUUUAUAUACUCGCACUAUUUUCCACCGAGCGGCGCAAACGUCCGCCUUUUUGUAAGCAGGGAUUUUUAUUUUUGGGCACGAUGACGCGAUCGCAAUAGCAGCUGGUACUUGAAGAUAUGGGAAUACCGAAACAUAGUUUUGCGCAUACAAUGGAUAAUUGCGGAGUCACAGAAAAGGGGCGUCGUCAAGAAUCCCCCCUCCCGACACUCACCUGCAUUUAAGUGAUCCAGCGCCUCUCGGGCGGGAACAAUAUGAGGUCAGAGGUCAGCGUUCUUCCCCUCGGGGUGAACGGAGGAGAGCUCAGCAACUUCAAAGCGCGCCGACAAAAGACGGGCGACGGCGAAACCUUCCGCUCGAGACCCGUUGCCGUUUCGGCCGCUGCGGAGGAAGUGUGGAACGAGUUUGUGUUUAUGGUCAUGUGACGAGCACAGGUAUUUUGAAAAAGAUUCACUUGUCCACUUUCUUUUUUCACGUUUUUAAGUUUCGAUCUUUGAAAGCAGACCAGAAGAGUCGAAGAAUUGCGCCUUUUCCGGAAAAGACUUUUUUCAGCCUUCCGCUUGGCUAACGUGGCUUCGCCUGUUGUUUUGGUUUGCGAGUGUUUGACAACAAUUUUUUUUCCCCCCCAAAAAUUACAUUGACAUUAACAGAUAUUUUAACAUUGACUAUGACUUAGAAAAAAAAAAAAAAAAAAAGCACUUAGAAAAUGGAUUGAAAAAAAAUAGACUCCAUCAGAAAGAACAUGUUACACUUUUAAGUAUUUGCUUAUAGAAAUGCAUCUUUGGGGCUCAUCGUAUUUAUUUUUUUACGAUGUACAAAGCCCGCGAAGCCUUGGCUUUUUCUUUUGCAAAUCGCAUAUUCCUUUUCUAAUAUCGUGGAUAGUCAAUCCGCACCUUUGAUUCUCCUUUUCUUGAACUGCCCGCGUCAUUGUGCCUUUUCCGGAAGUGACUUUCUUCAGCCUUCUGACUGGCUGACAGCUCAGGGUUUUAGCCCUCGGUUGCUUCGAGUCGGCAAGCGUUUGACAGCCAACGAAAUAGAUUUUUUUUUUUUUUUCCCCCACCGCUGGAGUACAGGGGAGAAAAAAAAAAAGUAUUUUACCGUUACUUAACAAUUUGGCAAAGUUGGUCGUUUUUAUUUAUUAAAGCUGAAUUACUGAACACAAUUUUUCCAUAGUUUAGGGGUUUUAGGUCACUGAAAACCGCCAAGAGAGAAAUGUGUAUUUUUGGAGCACAUCUAUUUUGUAAGAACGAAGCCUAUUAAGCUGUCAUGACAAGCUUUAAUUUACGCUUUUGUACAUUUAUAUUCAUAUAGCGUGUGAUAUUCAAGGCUAUCAGUCCACACGUACGAUUUUUCCUCAAAAUUGACCGUCGUCGUCAUUGAGCCUUUUCCGGAAACGGCUUUCUUCCGGUUCCGACUGGCUCGGACGACUUUCCGGGUACGAAGAAAACGCUUCACCCGUUUGCUUUGACGUGCGUGUGAUUUUUUUAAAUGCAAAUGUCUUUAUGCUUUUGAAAAAUACCUGUGCGCGGACAUGUCGCUUCGACUUACAGACGAGGACGUUAACAUUUGUCCGCAGGUGUCGCUCGCCUCGGCGUCUGCAGGGACGACACUAGAUCAAAACGGCGCAGGUCGCCUAACCCGCAAAGCGGCCGACAAAAGGAGGCAGAGAAAGCGCGAGAGCAACUCCCUUCGUUAUCUCCCCCUCGUUCCUCCCCGGACGGCGCCCUUCUGGAGAUCGGCGGCCCGAGAGAGCGCGUGGGGACGGUUUUGUCACUGAGCGACGGGCUCGGUCUAAACGGCCGGCCGAGGGCUCUGAAGUGCCGCGAACAAAAGGAGAGAGGAAAGGAUACGCUUCUGAAAGCGGCUCCACGCCCUCUCGCUUCCUGGCGGCGCCGACCACUAAAAUGAUACAGCUGAGAUAUGUUCCGUUUUUUGCUUGAUUUUAUCGCGACAUUAAUAAAUGGCAUAUUUCGUCUUUUUAUAAAAAAUUGUACAGUAUAAAUCUAUGGGGGAAAUAUAUAUACCGUCGUGGCAUUUUUAUUUGGGAUUUUUUGUGACAACUUUGUUGAAUCCUGUGUUCCGGAUAGGUGAGUCAUUAGUAGAUUAGGAGCAAU
This is a messenger RNA of Phycodurus eques (leafy seadragon), 6050 nucleotides long. RefSeq names its product prospero homeobox protein 1-like. Gene Ontology annotation, biological process: regulation of transcription by RNA polymerase II. The transcript has 5 exons. The coding region runs from base 420 to 2894 and encodes 824 amino acids. The record is from RefSeq and is a predicted model, not a curated record. Gene Ontology annotation, molecular function: RNA polymerase II cis-regulatory region sequence-specific DNA binding; DNA-binding transcription factor activity, RNA polymerase II-specific. Gene Ontology annotation, cellular component: nucleus. Lineage: Eukaryota; Metazoa; Chordata; Actinopteri; Syngnathiformes; Syngnathidae.